Messenger RNA from Lodderomyces beijingensis, 1686 nucleotides. The record is from the annotation of a GenBank genome assembly. Lineage: Eukaryota; Fungi; Ascomycota; Pichiomycetes; Serinales; Debaryomycetaceae.
AUGACCGAUUCCAAGUCUGAUGUGUUUAACCCGAUCAAGCCAUCGAAGAAAGGACCUUCAAGCUACCAGAAGCUGGCCAUGUUCAACAAAAACCAGCAGAAGCGCAAUUAUCCACGAAGAUACGACCAUCGAAACGACGACGAGAUAGACGUGAAUAGAUUCAUCGGGUUCAAAUCGUACACGCAAACAGAGGAGUACCAGCAAAACCACCAAAAGAACAAGAGGAGCACACGGCGUCGAACCUCGAGCCCUGCAAAGAAACUCACGGCAAUGGAAUACAUCAAUGUCAAUUUCCGGUUUGUAGUCGACUCGCUGAAGUCGUACAAGAUUCAAGAAGCAGAUCCGAAUAUCCCCAUCAAUGCACCGGACAUUGCGGCGAUCAUUGCGCCUAAAAGCCAAUGCCCCAUCUGCUUGACCGACGACAUUGUUGCGCCCACCAUGAGCUUAUCGUGCGGCCAUAUAAUGUGUUUGACGUGUCUUUUGAACAUGAUGCAGCAGGAAGUUCCAAAGGCGAAAAAGAAGGAGUCGGCUGCCGUGGUGGAGAGAUAUAAGGAGUGCCCGCUUUGUUCUUCGGUGAUCCGGAAAGCGGAAUUGAAACCCGUGGUAUUCAAGAACAUGGACGAGCAGUUUGAGAUCCCCAAGGUCCAGGAGGAAGUGGUGUUGACAAUGAUGGCCCGGAGUCUGCGCAACAUUUUGUCGCUACCGCAGACCUUGGCAGCUCAGUACGACUCGUACGAUUUUCCAAACACGAAAGACGAAGCCUUUGUGCCUUAUUCUCGCAUUGUCAAAGCCGACGUCGACUAUGUGGUGUCGUUCUUGGAGGAUGAAAAAAAGACCAUCAUCAAAAAUAACGAGGAAGAAAAGGCGUUGUACGGGGAGAUACCCGGUGUUGGUGACGCGCUUUGUUUCAUCGAUAAGGAAAUUGAGCGCUGGGAAAAGAAAGUGCUUGAUCCACCAGCUCAGGAAGACUACAGCGAGACCACCGCGGAGGAUAAGACGUUUUAUUUCUACCAAACUGGUUUCAACACCACCUGCACUUUUGUCCUCUCGUCGUUCGACAUGAAGCUUUUGAAACACAAUUACCAUACCUAUGACUCCCUCCCGACAAGCAUAGUGGUGAAGAUUGAGAACAUCAAAUACGAAGAGCUCAGCCAGGAAACAGUUUCGUCAAAGUACAAGUAUCUUGGACACUUACCCGUGGGUCUGCAGAUUGCAUUUAUCGAAUGCAACUGGCAGGACAAUGACUUCAUCCUGCCCGAAACGUGGCUGCAUUUCAAAGACGACUUGCUCAGACGAAGCAAGCUUUCCAAUAAGAAGCAUUCGAGAGAAGAAGCAAAUAGGAAAAGGGCGCUCAGGGACGAAGAGGUCCGCACGAGGCAGUUUUACGCCACCGAGAACGGAGACAGCUCCGAUAAUGACACCAUGCACGAGUUUACCAGCAAAAUGAGCUCAAUCUCCAUCAUCGACAACCGGCCAGCCGCGUUGUCGGAUCCAGAGAUUUCCGAUGGCGAGUAUCAAACCACGGUGUGGGGGACCAGAAUCAAGCUGAAUAAAAGCAAGCCUUCCUCCAGUCCGGACGACAACAACAGGGAGUCCGAAGAAGGGGAGGAGUUGAUCAGGCGAGCUCGCGAGAAUGAAUCCAAGAGGUCAAAGAAGAGUAAACGACUAGUUCUCAUGUCGACGUAA